This is a messenger RNA of Klebsormidium nitens, 1446 nucleotides long. The record is from the annotation of a GenBank genome assembly. NCBI's taxonomy places the organism in Eukaryota, Viridiplantae, Streptophyta, Klebsormidiophyceae, Klebsormidiales, Klebsormidiaceae.
CUUCGAUCAAACCAACACAACCUUCGAGGAGCAUGUUGUUUCUCUGUCCGUGUAGAAAGGAUUGGCGCAUGCCAAUGGUGAGGGCCUGAGGUGCUAACACUGCUAUGGACCGCCUGGCCACGCGGGGCAGGCUGUUGUGGGACUGCGGACAAGCGUUCCUUAGGAGACGUCCAGAAGGACUGUUGCGUAUCUUGGGUCGCUUUGAAGGGAGGUGCUUUGAAAAGGUGGGAACGGGGCCAGUCCUCGAUCAUUCAAACGAGCAACUUCGAGGGGAAGAAGCAAAAAAAGCCAGCCACACUGGCUCUCUUAUUACUAGUCCGCCCCUUGGCUUUUUGCCAAUCGAAAACUUUCUGCUUCAAACAUCAGCUUUGUUGCAACAAACUCAAAACACGCAGCAUUGCUUGGAUCCCUCUCUUUUUUCCAGAGCACUCCAUAGCAAUUCAGAGCCUAGAGAGAUUGGUACCGGACAACCUGCCCGUGACAGUUCCCAAAAGAAGUCCAAAAAAGGGGGCCACCAAGAGACACUUGAGAGGCUACAGAAGGUCAAAUGGGCGCUCUAUGAACGGAGGCUGCCGCCAGAGCUGCGCAACAGAGAUGACAUCAUCAAGUCAGAGGCAGAGCUGGUGGGCGUGGUCGAACAGCGGAUCCAGCAGUCCAUGCGGGAAGGCGACUUUGACAAGUUGCCUGGUCAUGGGAAGCCCUUGGAAGCCCAGAAGAAUCCGCACAUAGAUGCCGCUGAAGACCUUGCGUCGCGCGUCCUGGGCAACAGCGGCUUUGCCCCCGAGUGGGUGACGCUGAACAAGGACAUCCGGCAAGCCACCUCCAAGUGGAGAGCGGCUUUGAAGGCGGCAUGGCUCAGGAAACGUGGCACGUCUGCAAAGGAAGUAGAGACGAGCUGGGAGGACGAAAGACCAAGGCUCGAGGCGGGACUCGCAGAGAUCAAUCGGAAGAUACUCCACUAUAAUCUGAUCACUCCAUUUGGGCGACAAAUGAUGGGCCGCAAAAUGGAAAGAGAGCUGGAGUGGCUUCGGGACGAGCUCCAAUCGCUCUAGGAAAAGGCCGUUGCGUCGUUCUCGUGAAGAGCACUUUUCUGUCCAUACUUUUCUGUCCAUACUAGGUCUUUGCAGAUAGGCUUAGCUCUAUCAGGUAUGUGCACGCGUAAGUUCAGGACUUAGCAUAGGUAGUCUGUAACAUCAUGCUUGCUCGAGAGCCCUGGCUGGCGUUGACCAAGGUCGGGUUCUCAAUUUGUCGCUUCGAAGAAGUAUAGAUUCAUUCUCAACGGGGCUACAUGAAGGAUCGAGAACCGUACAUUCAUUAUGCAGCAAGCCGUUACAUGAAUCGGAGCGAACUAAGCCGUCUGGAAAAGUAACAUAGGUUGAGAGGCUGAUCAAGCUUCAGGCUUCGAUCGAGCCAAUGGAGUCCAAUUUGAUUUGGCGAUCCUACCCG